Molecule: messenger RNA, 4836 nt
Organism: Mizuhopecten yessoensis (Yesso scallop)
Lineage: Eukaryota; Metazoa; Mollusca; Bivalvia; Pectinida; Pectinidae
Product: transmembrane protein 180-like
Exons: 7
Coding region: 524-2032 (502 amino acids)
Source: RefSeq, a predicted model, not a curated record
CCGGUUUAUUACCGUCGCGGCACUGAUUUCCGGUCUGAUUUCCAAACUGAUAACAACACCUGACAGUAACUGAAAGUGGAGACAUAUGGUUUGUCCAUCCAGUGCUUUUGUCCACUAUAUGGUCAUUGUCUAAAGAACAACCUUUCCUGGUGUAUAAUGUACAGCAUCAUGUAAACAAUAGUUGAGAAAUUUUCCGCCAAAUUGUGAAAACUGCGGAAGACUUCACAAGGACACAAACUUAUUGGUUGAAUUCCUUUCUGUCAUACCUACACGAUCCAACUUUAAGUUUGAAAUAAUGUUACCGAAAUAACAUCACCGUGAGAUGCUAGUGUGUCUUAUUGUGGUCUAACAUGGAGAUUGAAUAUAUUAUUAGAAAACAUUGGCAAUAAUCGGACAGAGUGGAAGGUCGCUUCAGGCUGCCACAUUCUUGCCACUUUUGGAAAAUGAUUGACAGUAGUUUGUUUAACAAAAAAUGUCAUAGUGUAAUAAUUUCCAGAGCAGUAUCAGAACCCUAUCCAACAUUAUGACGUCACUGCGGUGUCGUCUCGUGGGCAGAGUGGAGUGCUACUAUGGAUCAAUGGCGUUCUUCCAAACAAUUAUACACAACAUAUUUCUCCUCUAUCAUGUUGAUUUGUUUGUUUCCGUUUACAAAAUCGACAAGAUGUCAUUUUGGGUUGGAGAAACCAUAUUUCUGAUCUGGAACUCGCUAAAUGACCCUCUUUUUGGAUGGUUGAGUGAUAAGCAGUACCUGUCCAGAUCAAAUAAUCAUUCAGAACCCCCCAGCAGUGCCUUAGAAGUUGUAACCAAUCGUCUCAAUGCUCUCAUGUACACUGGGCCUCUAAUGGCUGUGUCUUUUGUUUUAUUUUGGUUUCCAUGGGGAUAUCCUGGUCUCCAGUUUGCCGUUUGCCUCUGCCUAUACGAUGGGUUUCUUACUAUGGUGGAUUUACACCAUUCCUCAUUACUAGCCGAUUUGGCCGUGUCUGCCAAGGAACGCACACAGCUCAACACAAUGAGCUCCUUUUUUAGUGCAAUAGGUUCAGCCUCCGUGUUUUUUUCCUACUCAGUUUGGAGUAAAGAAAAUCUGAGUUCCUUCAGAAUAUUUUGUUUGUGUUUGGCUGUGUUUGCAUUCCUAGGAUUUUUUAUAGCAGCAAAUUUGAUGAAACAUGAGAGAACAAGAAGUUUGAAGAAAUCUUUUUCAUACGAUGACUCUUGGAGUAGCAGGUCUGACUCGUAUGAUGGCCCUGGUCAAGCAGUGAAACCAGGCAUCGUAACGUUUGUGUCACAGCUUAGUAAACAACGCAACUUUAUUUGGUUUACCCUUAUGAACCUAAUCCAGGUUUUUCACUGUCAUUUCAAUAGUAACUUUUUUCCGUUAUUUUUGGAAAAUUUAUUAGGAAAUUCUGUGAGUUCAAGCUUUGGAUCUUUUUUGAUAGGUAUAUCUUUCCUGGCGCCCCAUGUAAACAAUCUGUUUUUCCUGGAGUUGUGUAAGCGGUAUGGUGUCUAUACAGUGAUACAGAUCCUCUUCUCCAUCAAACUUGCCCUCAGCCUUUUCAUGUUCUUCAUGGGACCUAACAACCUAUGGCUACUCUGCCUUUUUAUAGCCAGCAACCGCGUGUUUACUGAGGGGACAUGUAAGCUGUUAAACCUUGUGAUCAGUGACCUUGUAGACGAGGACUAUGUCCUUCACAACCGGAAACGUGCAGUCUCUGCCCUUAUCUUCGGGAGUACUGCCCUUCUAUCCAAACCAGGACAGACCCUAGCCCCACUGAUCGGGAUGUGGUUGCUAGCUAUGCAGACAGGUCAUGACAUUUUCCAGACUAGUAACAAGAUAGUAUCCCUACAGCUUGGGGACGGUGAGGUUGGACCGAGUGCCCAUGAACAGUACCGACAAGGCUGCUUCAACCUGCUCGUUUACAUUCCCAUUUUGUGUGCCGUCGUCCAGAUCGCUGUCUGGUCACAGUUCAAACUUCAUGGUCACCGACUCCGAUGGGUCAAAUCCUGUCGCACAGGAACCGACCACUCAUUAAUUUAAGACAUAUGAGAUUUUUAUCUGAUCGUGAUUAUUGUUUUUUAUUCUGUCUUGUAUCACAAAUGUGAGUCAAAGAUUUUAUAUCAUAUUGUAAAUCCCUUUACCCCAAACUGCUGCAAGGAUCAUUACUGCUGAUUUUGAAACCUGUUUGAUUAUUCACAAUAUUUAUUCAUAAAAAACAACUUGAUAAUUUCAUUUUAGUUAUAAUUUAUCCAUAUUUUAAUUUACCAAAUAUUUUCAUGCUUCGUUUUUCCACUUGGGAACCAAAUAAUUUUCAAUGAAGUUUGUGCUUAUUUUUAAUAACAGUGAUACAAAUACAGUUGUAGUCAUGCAUUGGUGCUUAAAAUCACAGGGACAAAUACCAUGUGAUUUUGAAUGUACAUGUAGCAAAUACGUUAUGUUGCAAGUUUCUAAUUAAAUUAGGACUUUUAAGAUUUUUAUGUUUUUUGACAUGCCAUAUUCAGACCAUAUUGUUUAUUUAAUUGGUGUCACAUUACAGGUGUACAGAAGUGGAAAUCCAUGUCCAUUGUAGCGUACGUGUAGGUAAUUUUAUCAUUCCUGUAACGUGUACACGUUAUUAUACCAGUAAAUCACUGUCCAUUUGGGGUAAGAAUAUCCUUUUGAUUUAAAAAUUUAAUUGUACAUAUAGAUAUUGCCAAUGACACAUAAUAGAUUUACCUGUAAGGUUUAAUGAUUGGAUUUUGUAGUUUUAAACUUUUUUUUUAUAUAAUUCUUCUAUUUUUUAUUUAAUUCUUCUAUUUACAUGUUCCUACAACAUAACUGAUGAAAGUAAUGUCUAUUCUUUAUAAUUGAGUAUCAUUUACUUGUUCGUAUGUACAAUAGAUGAAAUUGCCCUCAAUACAAUCAAAAUCAAUAUUGUUGAAAAAAGAUGUAGGGAUUCUACUUUUUCCUUGACCAAGCUGUGAUAACAUCAUAAUUUGAUGGGCCAAGCUGUGAUGAUGUUUAUUUUGGCAAAUGCCAUGGUACUUCGUUCAUCAUUUGCAUGUAGAUUUGUCAGUUUUUCACAUUUUUACCUAAAGAUAUUGUUUUACACUCAGCACUAGAGAAAUACCACAGAAUAUUUUUGUUGAAAUAGUUUAUCAUUGCCAAUCAAAAAUCGAGAAUGCACCGUAGAAUACUUUUGUUAUCAAAUCCCUUAAUUUGCAACAGAAAAAUGACACCGUACAGAAAGCUUAUGUUAUAAGAGGUUUUCAUUGCAUAUCAACAAUAGGAUCACCACAGAAUAUUUUUGUCAGCAUCAUAGGCAGACAUAUAUAUUCCAAUUUGUAAUAUAUAUGUCUCUGUCGUAGGUAGUCAAAUGGAAUCAUUAUUACCAGGUAGGUACCCUUAGUUUUUGUUGUCAUUAUUUAUUCUAUAAAAACUUUGGCCUCUAUAAGGAUGGCAGUCCCACCAAUUUUCUACUGUGUACAUGGACAGUGCUUUUUUGUGUAUAUUUAAUUGGUGUUAUUUCCUCUGUAUUCAUACAAAUACCAUUUUAAGCUGCAUCUAUUGGGGAGUUGGCAAUAUUUAUUUCAUGACCAGUAGUGUAGUAUAUAAACUCUCCCUUUUAUAGUCAAGAGGUCUUGGAAUAGAAUGUUGUGUAGGAGCUGAGGUGGUUUUUUUUGAAAAUGGAAAUUAUAAUUAUUAGAUUUCUUUCAUGUAUAACUUUUUGCUGCAAAAGUGAGCAAGCAACUCCUAAGUCAGACAUUUGGGCGAGAGACUGGGAAUCUUCUCUGUGAAAGAUACAACAUAGAACACUGGAACUCUCUUGCCAAGAGAUUGGAACUCUUCUCUGUUAAAGAUACAACAUAGAACACUGGAACUCUCUUGCCAAGAGAUUGGAACUCUCCUCUGUUAAAGAUACAACAUAGAACACUGAAACUCUCUUGCAAAGUGAUUGGAACUCUUCUCUGUUAAAGAUUCAACAUAGAACACUGGAACUCUCUUCCUUAAUAUAGAUAAAAAUGCUUGAAAUAACUAGAUACAUAUUAGUUCUCUUUUAUCUCUACUGUGGAAUAUAUUUAACUCAUUUACCUCUGAAGACACAUUUGAAUUCUUCCAAAUCAAAGGUUGGAAUAGUUCAUCAUGAAGUUUCACUCGUAUAACAGGUAGCCAUUCAUAUAACAGGUAGCCACUCAUAUAACAGGUAGCCACUCAUAUAACAGGGAGCCACUCGUAUAACAGGUAGCCACUCGUAUAACAGGAAGCCCCUCGUAUAACAUGUAGCCACUCAUAUAACAGGUAGCCAUUCAUAUAACAGUUGGUAGCCACUAGUAUAACAGGUAGCCACUCGUAUAACAAAUAACCACUCGUAUAACAGGUAGCCAUUCAUAUAACAGUUGGUAGCCACUAGUAUAACAGGUAGCCACUCGUAUAACAGGGAGCCACUCAUAUAACAGGUAGCCCCUCGCAUAACAGGAAGCCACUCGUAUAACGUGUAGCCACUCAUAUAACAGGUAGCCACUCGCAUAACAGGAAGCCACUCCUAUAACAGGGAGCCACUCGUAUAACAGGGAGCCACUCGUAUAACAGGGAGCCACUCAUAUAACAGGUAGCCACUCGCAUAACAGGAAGCCACUCGUAUAACAUGUAGCCACUCAUAUAACAGGUAGCCACUCGUAUAACAGGGAGCCACUCAUAUAACAGAGAACCACUCGUAUAACAGGUAGCCACUCGUAUAAUAGGAAGCCCCUCGUAUAACAGGUAGCCACUCAUAUAACAUGUAGCCACUCCUAUAACAGGGAGCCACUCGUAUAACAGGGAGACACUCGUAUAACAGGGAGCCACUCGUAUAACAGUUAGCCACU